AUGCCGUCCUUCGCAAGAGAAUGUAAGCAGAGGCUCUCUCGCGUGCCGCCCAUUCCCGCCCGCACUGAGCUCGCCGGGAAGACGGUGUUGGUUACGGGGGCCAACGUCGACCUGGGUUUCGAAGCCUCUCCGAAUUUCUUGCGGUUGCGGCCAAGCUUGCUGAUCAUGGGCGUGCGCUCGGUGGACAAGGGCGAGGCAGCCGCAGCCGCACUCCGCCGCGAGUUCCCCGACGCUCGGAUUGAGGUGUGGGAGCUCGACAUGGAGUCAUCCCGCUCCCUUGACCGGCUCCACGUCGCCGUGCUCAAUGCGGGCUUGGGUAAACCCAGGUUUGAGCGCGUCGACGAGGGCGGCUGCCAUGAAGUCACGAUCCACCUGAGACCCACCGCUUCUUCGUCUGAGCCUGGUCGUCUAUUCAUCGUCAACUCUGGCGCAAGCCUCGGCCUCACCUUAGAGGACCCCGGCGAUGCUAGACUUCUCGACUCGUUUGAUCAGCCCGGCAAGUUUAAUGGCAUUGGUCAGUAUGGCCUAUCAAAGCUGCUGGUUAUGAUGUUCGUAGCGAAGCCGGCUCGGACCAUCAACCCAAAGGAAGUAAUCGUCAACUGCACUGAUCCUGGCGCGACCAAGGGGACAGCGUUCUUCUGCGAUGUAAACUCGUGGAUCAUAAGCGUUGCUUUACGUGCCUUCGUGGGCCUCAUAGGACGUCAAGCCGCAGAUGCGUCCCGCGUAUAUUUGCAUUCAUCCCUGGUGUUGGGAGAGGAGAGCCAUGAGUCAUGGACUGGUUGGAUCAUUAGAGCCUGGCCAAAGACUAUGUAUACCGACCAAGGUCACCAACUCGGUGAGUGGCUCUGGGACGAGACACUUGAGGAACUCAAGUUUGCUAGUGUUAAAGCUUUAGCUCGAUAG
Messenger RNA from Chaetomium strumarium, 903 nucleotides. RefSeq lists its product as uncharacterized. The record is from RefSeq and is a predicted model, not a curated record. The coding region runs from base 1 to 903 and encodes 300 amino acids. NCBI's taxonomy places the organism in Eukaryota, Fungi, Ascomycota, Sordariomycetes, Sordariales, Chaetomiaceae. The transcript has 5 exons.